Diutina rugosa is the source of this 987-nucleotide messenger RNA. Its product is annotated as Smc5-Smc6 complex subunit. The record is from RefSeq and is a predicted model, not a curated record. NCBI's taxonomy places the organism in Eukaryota, Fungi, Ascomycota, Pichiomycetes, Serinales, Debaryomycetaceae. The coding region runs from base 1 to 987 and encodes 328 amino acids. Gene Ontology annotation, biological process: DNA repair. Gene Ontology annotation, cellular component: nucleus; Smc5-Smc6 complex. The transcript has a single exon.
AUGGCGGACGGGGUCGAGCUCGAGGUCUCCAACCGCACCACCGCCUUGCUCGCCAAAUGCGACAACGCUGGCGCUGCUCCCACUGAGUUGCUUAGCGAUCUCAGAGACGUGUGGACCUUAGUCAACCGGACUACCAGUUUAGGGCUCUAUGCCCGCGACCUGGAGGCGCUCGCUGCCGUCACCCAGAAAAUCGCCACCUACGUGCAAAAGCUUGAGUUUCUGAAGGAGGGGCUUUUGCUAUCGGUUGACGAUGUUACCAAGCACCUCAAGCGGUUUUUGACCGAAGAUGUCCCUGAUGGCGACCACUACCGCGACGACGACGGCAAGUGGAGCGAGGAGCACUUCAACAUGCACAACUGGAUGAGGCUUGGCGCUUUAUACUAUGAGAAGUCUUCUCGUCCCGUACCGUGUGAUUUCCUUAAUGGACCGUUGGAGCAAGAGAGACGGCGGGUGGAGCGUCGGGCACGCAUUGUUGACGAUACGGGUAACCAGCCCCAGACGCGAGCCACCCACCUCCGAGCUGAGGAUAUCCAGGAAGAUGAAGUGAAUAAUACGGCGAAGAUGGUCAAGCGAGUAUACCACAUAUACGAGGCGAAGCCUGAAGCCGACCGCAAGCACGGGGUGCCGUUUUGUCGGUUUUUUCUUGACCCCGAUAGCUUUGCCCAGCUGGUGGAGAAUUUGUUCUAUACUAGUUUCCUUAUUAAGGAUAUGCGGGUGCGGUUGUUUCUCGAGAACGGCGAGCCCAUGGUGAAGAUGAUUAACACUAAUAGUAACCAGAAUGCUAACGAUGAAGAGGACGAAGACGAUGAAGAAGACGAGGACGAAGAUGAUGAUGAUGAGGAAGAACCGGAAUUGGAGAGUAACGACGACGUUACCAUCAACCACCAGAUAUUGCUGCUUGACUACGACACGUGGCAGAAGCUUGUAGAGAAGUAUGCUAUCACAGAGCUGUAUUUGGGCCACCGGAACGACAGCGAGUUCGCGUGA